Molecule: messenger RNA, 2035 nt
Organism: Amoebophrya sp. A25
Lineage: Eukaryota; Dinophyceae; Syndiniales; Amoebophryaceae
Source: the annotation of a GenBank genome assembly
GGCGCACCAUCCUCGGGUUUUCCUACCAGAGGACCAUCGGGAUUUGUUUCUAGUCCGAAAAAUUAUCGCUUCUUCAACACCGCGACCACGCGGUAUCCACACGAAGAUGUUGGAGAAGCGUCAGUAAAGUCGAAUUCUGUGAGCUAUUUUGAUUUUGUCGACCACGGUCAGCAGCAGCAGCAGGACAUUUAUUAUCAUUCGUUUCCUCCCGUAGUUCCUCCACCGCGGGCGCAACCAGUUUCAGACCUGUUUCAACAGACCUCCCGUGGUGGACGGUCCAAUCAUACUGAGCAAGAGGAUAGAGAUGGGCCCUUCUUGCGUCGACUGUACUGCUCACAGCCACCGUCAACUACUAGGAGAGCAGUUCAGCAAGAAGAUGAUAGUAAAGGGGCAAGAACGUCAGACCUAGGACCACGUGGGAGAAGAAACUACAGCAACUUCGAGCAGCAAAGAACAAGGUCUGUGGAUCCACCGAGAGGCAGAGAGAAGAAUCCGAAGCAGCUACUUCAGACAGGGACUUUCGAACUCCCUGAAGGCGAAAGCGAGGAACCCAAAAAGCAUCGCUGUGUGGGAGUUCACGGCAUCCUCGACGAAGUCUCAUCCAAUAGCUGUGGCCAAAAUAAGACAAACCACACUUCUCAACCCUUGCCGAGUCUACUACAAGAUCAAUCGUCAUCAAAGGAGAAUCUUCAGAAUUUUUUCUCAUGCUCUCCGUCUACGAACAAUCGUAGCAAUCUUGAACAACUGCACAAGAAGAGUGAAAUUCAAGAGCUACCUGAGGUUCGUCGCGUGCCAUCAGAGACGCGACGGGGUAUUUCUAAGACAAUGACAUCUUCAAAGACCACAAAGGCUGCUCCUGCUGAUGUUCUUGACGGUGGGUACAACUACUACAACUACAACACCGAGCGACCUUCUAGUACACCUGCUGUUGAAAAAGAAUUAAGGGUAGGUUAAAGGUGCUUUUCUUACCGCUUUUUAUGCCUCUCCUAAGGGAGAAAGGCAUAACAAGCGGGUUAAGCGAGCACCAAAAACCUACCUCUAAAAGAAGUUGUGCUACAGCCAAGACAGAAGAAAGACAAAGAUUACUACGUAUCAACCUCUACAGCAGGGAUUAGUACAACUGGUACCCGAUACCACGAAAAUGUAGAACAAGAACAACAAGGGACCACAGUAGAAGAAGUUCUGCAGCAACGAUACAAAAAAAAUCAGAGCUACUACGUAUCAACAUCAAAAAAUGAACAACCAGGUCAUGUAGAAGAUGACAUGCUAGAACACAGGGAAAAGAAAGAUCACGAUUACUACAUAUCAACUAAAACUAAUUCGUGGCAUCAACAUGAUCAAGCGGGCUCUCCACCUGAAACCACGGUAACGAGCUUUUCGUGGGCUCCCACGGGAAAAGAAGUCAUUUUUCUGGAGGAUGGUGGGAAGAGUGAACAAGAACACGAAGCUCAUGCGUCCAACGUGGUGCGAAUGCAGACGCGGGCGCACACACGUGAAAUUUUGACGGAUAACUCUUCUAUGCAGUUCAACGGCUAGCUCUACGACUAUGCAUACAGUGAAGUGCUAGUAGCACGUUCACGCUACAUCUAGUGCUUGAUCAUCUACAGAUAUUCUAUGAUGUCAUUCUCGCUAUUCUCUCUUCAAAAUGAUUAAGAAUCGUGCACAGCAACUGCAACUAAGCGUAAUCGGGAUCAAUUGAAUGUUGACCAUCGUACCUUAUUACAAUGCACUCGAGUCCUUUUAGCUCAUGGAAUAGCGCAAGUCCUCACUAUCGUAUAAACAUGUAUAAAGUCCUUUUUGUGCAUAGAAUUCGUAAGUACUACUUACCAUGCGCAUCAGAAGUAUCUCUUCAGUCAACAUCAAUUUACCGUAGGACUUAUUACUAGUUUCAAAAUUGUGCCCUGCGAAGACAAGAGCUAAGAAGGAAUUCUCUCAACUACUACAAAGAAGGCGCCAGUUUUAACCAAAAAGGUCCGACCUUGUACGCAAAGACAAAGGGUAACGAAUGAAGCUUACUGAUCUGUACAUUAUCGAU